Molecule: messenger RNA, 1041 nt
Organism: Desarmillaria tabescens
Lineage: Eukaryota; Fungi; Basidiomycota; Agaricomycetes; Agaricales; Physalacriaceae
Product: P-loop containing nucleoside triphosphate hydrolase protein
Exons: 2
Biological process (GO): double-strand break repair via homologous recombination
Cellular component (GO): cytoplasm; nucleus; chromosome
Molecular function (GO): nucleic acid binding; four-way junction helicase activity; 3'-5' DNA helicase activity
Source: RefSeq, a predicted model, not a curated record
AAGCUGUCGUAUCAUCCGGACGAUUGGCAGGCCCAUCUCAUACACAGAAUACUGCAGGGAUAUGACAGUAUCUUCUGUGCAGGUACUGGCUAUGGCAAGAGUUUGAUUUUCGAAGGUUUGGCGGCUUUGAGAGGGAAAGGGAAGCUGGUGAUGGUGAUAUCCCCACUUAAGGCUCUCGAGUGGGACCAGAUCAAACAAGCAACACAGAAAGGCCUAGAUGCAUUCGCCAUCAAUGAAGACACUUACAAGACCGCGAAACUCUGGGCAUGGGUCCGGACAAUGGCUCAGAUGGUCUAUCUCUCUCCUGAGAUGGCACUGUCAGACAGUUUCAUGAAGCUAUGGAAGGAUUCCAAGUUUCGGGCACAUCUGACCACAAUCGUGGUAGACGAGGCUCAUUGCAUAGACGAGUGGGGGGAUGAUGCAUUCCAUCCGAUGUAUCGAAAGCUGGGUGAGGCCUUGCAUGGCUUCACUGGGUCAGAUAUCCCAUUUGUUGCAUGUACUGUGACAUGUCAGACCACUAUGUUCGACAUGAUAUGGUCGUCGUUAGGUUACGGCCAUCGUCCAUUCUGGGGCAUCGAUGUUGGGACCGAUCGCCACAACCUUCUUUAUCUCACACGCCUUCAGCAAUACCCUGACAAUCCUGUUCUUGAUAUUCUCAAUAUAUUACCGCCUGAUCUUGGCCCCGACACUCAUCGUGAAGACCUUCCUAAGACAUUGCUGUACCUUGACUCCGAAGCAGGAUGCUGUUCCUUGGUACAGUCCCUACAUAAAUGCCUACCCAAACACCUCCGCACCUGCGUGCAUGCAUUUUCAUCUGACUUGUCAGAGGAGGCAAAACAGCAAUGCUGGGAUAAGUUUACUACUGAGGAUUUCCGAAUCAUUGUGGUGACAGAUGCUGCCGGGAUGGGCUGUAGCAUUGACAACAUAAGAUUUUGUGUCGUUUUUGGUUGUCCACAUUCGUUUGCAGCUGUGGCUCAGCACUGGGGUCGUGCAGGACGGGAUCGAGUCACUGAGGGUGUCUGCAUCCUUCUAGUACCGCCA